This is a messenger RNA of Loa loa (African eye worm), 1509 nucleotides long. RefSeq names its product nuclear Hormone Receptor family member. The record is from RefSeq and is a predicted model, not a curated record. Gene Ontology annotation, molecular function: zinc ion binding; DNA-binding transcription factor activity; sequence-specific DNA binding. NCBI's taxonomy places the organism in Eukaryota, Metazoa, Nematoda, Chromadorea, Rhabditida, Onchocercidae. The coding region runs from base 1 to 1509 and encodes 502 amino acids. Gene Ontology annotation, biological process: regulation of DNA-templated transcription. The transcript is spliced from 8 exons.
AUGACUAAGAACAAAUUAAUAUGUGUUUACCUUUCAACAUAUCUACUCAGGUGCAAGGGUUUCUUCAAGAGAACGGUGCAGAAUAAACGUGUGUAUACAUGUGUUAGUGGUACCGGAAGUUGCCCGAUGACCAAGGAACAAAGGAAUCGAUGCCAGUUUUGUCGAUUUCAAAAAUGUUUACAACAGGGUAUGAUCCUUGAAGCGGUACGGGAAGAUCGAAUGCCUGGUGGUCGGAACGGAAGCGCUAUUUACAAUCUUUACAAAUUGAAAUAUAAGAAGACAAGGCGUUUACAAGCGCUCUGUGAAAGUAUCUUACGAGAAAACACUCCGCGUUGUGGUACCCCAUUAGGUGCUUCUGGCACCAUUUCAAGAGGUACACCUCCAGAACAACGAACAAUGGGACGCGCACCGCUGCGGAGCCCACUGUCAGGCACAUCAGCACCUGAUGUACCUCCCAGCACCGAACCUCUUAAUUUAUCGGCCAAAGAGAGUGCUAUCAGAAGUGAAGAAAUACCUCCAACAAGUGGCUGUAGUAGUAGGAUAGCCGCUCAAUUUGUCUCCAGUAGAUCUCCUCUUCCUGCUCAUAACAAGAAUCUGAUACAGGAACUGAUUGAAAUAGAUCAUAUCGAAAAACUAAUCAAUCUAAAAGGUUUGCGGAUAGCCCAGCAAUUGGGAUCACGUAAUAGCGAUCUGACGAUCCCCGCAUGUCAGAGGUUAUCAAGAAUCGGUGAUGAAAUUGUUGAGCAACUGGUUGAAUGGACUAAGAUGCUGCCGUUCUAUCACGAUUUACCUGUGGAAGUACACACUCAUUUGCUGACGCAACGAUGGGCUGAGCUGGUAUUGCUGUCGGCUUGCUUUUAUGCUGCCUCAACACGAACUUCCAGUCAAGAAAGUUUACCGGUCACUUCGACAACUAUUGAUGAUAUCGAAGAAGUAUCUUUCGUUGAUUCUUCCGUUAAUUUACAACUGCUGCAGAAACGAUUGUGUUCCGUUAUGGGGAAACAUAUACCACUGGAGCAUGUCAACAAGGAAGCUUCACCUUUAGUCGAAAAAUUCACUGCUUUAUUGCAUUCAUUCAGUCGUUUGAAAAUUACCUUGGAAGCAUACGUUUGCUUGAAAGCCAUCACUUUACUGCAUUAUACACCUCACAGUUGUGAUGAAACGGCUGUUGAUGUGAAAGAAUCGAUGGUGCGGAGUGUCUAUGUCCGAAAAGUAUCUAUAAUACAGGAUCAGUUCGUGAAGGCUUUGCAGAUACACCUCAGUCAGCAUGAAAAUGGCGCACGACUAACUGAUAUUUUAACAUGGCUACCAAUGCUACAUUCUGCAUCAUCGGUAUUGUUGCAUAGCAAAAUGUUCUAUGUCCCUUUCUUAAUUUGCAAAAAUCCACAACGAAUCAAUGGUGGCGAUCGUGGCACAGAAGUUCGAACAAUAUUAUCACCGUUAUCUUAUCGUCCUUUCGCCACUGUUACUGAUGAUGAGGAAGAAUUAAAUGCGACAAACAGCUGUUAA